Sitodiplosis mosellana (orange wheat blossom midge) is the source of this 1858-nucleotide messenger RNA. RefSeq lists its product as uncharacterized. The record is from RefSeq and is a predicted model, not a curated record. NCBI's taxonomy places the organism in Eukaryota, Metazoa, Arthropoda, Insecta, Diptera, Cecidomyiidae. The coding region runs from base 150 to 1430 and encodes 426 amino acids. The transcript has 8 exons.
UCGCAUAGGACAGUCGGUGUGAUAAAGAGGCAUGGUAUUUUAGUCUGCCGAAUUGCUUCUGUCUAUACUGUUAUUUGUUUUAUUACAUUUUAAGAACCAGACAUAAAAGUUACACAUUCUAUUUUUGCAUAGCAUUCGAUUACAAUACGAUGUCGGAUUCAGAAGAGGAUUCGAGCAAUUCGGAAAAUAAUUGGCCGAUGAAUGAAGCCUGGAUGUUGAAUAUCUUGAAGGAUGACGAUAAAUCAGAGGCCAAAGUCAAAAUCAAUUAUUUUAGUGCCAAAUCGAUAUGUCAACACGGUGUGAGCAAUUUGAGCGAUUUAAUUAUGGCUUCCAUCAAAUAUGAAAUAGGUGACAAUAGCAAUGAAAAGCAAUUAGACAUCGUCAUAAAACUCUUGCCACAAGAUCCAUUCGGUCGCUAUUUUGUGACGAUUAACCAAUUCGACUUGAGAGAAAUUCAAUUCUAUACGAAGAUAUAUUCCGAUUUAAUGAACUUUCAAAAUGCGCAUUUGAAAACCGGUUGCGAGCCGAUAGCGAUAGCGGUGCCAAAAUGUUUUUAUUCUAAGUAUAAAUCUGGUUUCUCCGAUGCACCGGACGAUAAUGCGAGCCCAGAGCCACCCGAGAGUAUACUAGUUCUACAAGAUAUGCGUCCCUUAGGAUUUAAGACUGUCAAUUUAUCGAAUGGUUUGAGCUUGAACGAAGCGGAAGGUGCGAUUACAGCUAUAGCUGCUGUGCAUUCACUAACACUGGGCAUGAAGUUGAAAGAAAAAGUGGAUCUGAAUGAAAAAUAUCCUUUUUUGUUUCAAAUAGCAAAGGCAACAUCGAGCUAUCAGCAGCUAGUUGAACAGGGUUUUCCACAGUUGGUGAACUUUUUGAAGGGAGUCAAUGGAUUUACCAAUGAGUUGGCAGCACUGGAGGUGAUCAGACUAAAGACCAAGUCAAUUAUUGAGAAAUUACUGCAGCCUAUAGAACCAAUGGGCUUGAUAACGCACACCGAUUUUUGGUGCAACAAUUUGUUGCUAAAGGAAGAGAAAUCGGAAACCGAUGACGAUAGCAAUAAAUCCAUCGACUGUGUCAUUUUGGACUGGCAAAUGAUUACCUACAGCCGGCCAACAAAUGAUCUCGCCUUAUUGAUUUUGUCAUCUUUGCCAUCAAAACUGCGACGCGACAACACACAGAAGCUAUUGAAUCAUUAUUACACAAUGAUGAAGGAGAAUCUCAACAAAAUCAACAUUGAUAUUGAAGUGACAUUGAGCUACACGAAGGAAAAACUACUCGAUGAUUAUAAGAAAUCACAACUUUUAGCUCUUUUACUGUGCAUCGGUUCGGCUGAUAUUGCACUUGGGAAUCAGCAAGCCGAACAACGUUUUCUCGAUGUGCUCCGUGAUCUCUACAAAGAAGGUGUUCUCAACAUUGAAGAGCUAUCUUUCUAAGGAGCCCACACACACACACACACACACACAUCCAUAUUAGAUCGCACUCAUCAAACACCGAAUACACACAAAAGAAAAUAUCACCGUUAGGGACAUAUUUUAACUUAGCACGUACUCUUUUUAUUUAUUUAAAUACUGAUAAUUCAUUCGAAUACUCUCAAUAAUAGCAACAACUAAUAUUUAAUUUAAACAAAAAAAAAAAUACAUCAAGCAAAAAAGAAGAUCAAUCCAUCAAUCCGAAGAUAGCAAUUGAUGACAACGCUUUAAUAAACUCAAUAUUGAUUAUAAUCAGUAUCAAUUCGCUUAGAAACAUGUGUGCAUUGACACUAGAUUCGAAUGCAUGACGAUUAAAUCCUAACCAGAAGAAAAGAUGUUUAGAAUUGAUAUGUUAAAAGUAUGGCAUGAAAUAAACUACAUGAAAAAAUGAA